Alternaria rosae is the source of this 2391-nucleotide messenger RNA. RefSeq lists its product as uncharacterized. The transcript is spliced from 3 exons. The record is from RefSeq and is a predicted model, not a curated record. NCBI's taxonomy places the organism in Eukaryota, Fungi, Ascomycota, Dothideomycetes, Pleosporales, Pleosporaceae. The coding region runs from base 96 to 2291 and encodes 731 amino acids. Gene Ontology annotation, molecular function: inositol hexakisphosphate 3-phosphatase activity.
CCAUUACUUGGAGACAGUUAGAAUAUAAGACGACCUUGACGACCAUUAUAUAGUGCCAGACUGCUUCCAUUGAUCUCACCAACGUCUACCAUACCAUGAAGCUGCUCACGGGAUGCCUCGCAUGGGCGACCGUGAUUUUACCGUUUGUCGCGGCCCAGGACGCUAAUGUUACUCUUGUCGCAGCAGCUACUGGAUUCGAGGGCGAUAAUGCCAACUUCGUCUACGGCAAGUCGCCUCUAUUGGUUAUCAAUGAUGGGAGUGCUGCCGAUGGUGGCGUCCGGAUAUUCUCUGUCUCCAAUGCCUCGAGCUUCAUGGAGAAGUCGCAUCAAAAGACUGGUCGCUCGAAAAUUGCAGUCGCUGUUCACGACAUCGGUGGCAAAGAUCUGAUCGUCAACAUCCCAGCCCCCGAUUCUCUGAUCAGGGUCUUCGACGCUCAGAUUGGGAAGAUGGUCGAAAGCAAUGGCAAGAAGCAGCUGGGUGACUGGAGUACUGCGUGUGUAUGGCGUAGUGGGAAGAGCGGAGAGAGUUACAUCUUCCUGUUCGGAAAGAAGAUGGUUGUGCAAUUUUUGAUUCGAAGCAACAAAAGCCGAGUCGAGAUUCUGGAGGUUCACACCUUCCCAGUUGCUAUUGAAGGCGAAACCUGCGCUGUAUUCACGAAUGGUCAGGUCUUCUUUUCGGCCGAAGAUCGACCAUUGUACUCUUUCCAGGCGUUAGAGUCUGUUCAGGCACCCGCAAUCAAGACUGUGGCUGAAGACAUCGAAGUGGCGGGGCUUGCUACUUAUCAUAGCGCGUCUGCCGACUAUCUGUUCGUAGCCCACGACGAGGUCAUCGAUGUGUACGAUUCCGACAUCAAGCAGAAGGGAAGCAUCUCAUUGGGCGGUAUCUCUGAUCUCUCUAUUGAGGGUUCGCUCUUCAUCCUUCAAUCUGCAGUGCCUGGGUAUCCAUCUGGCGCAUUCGCAUUCGCUUUCGAGGGAGAAGAUGACACCGGAGUAGCUGUAGGUUCUCUGGACGGCGCGCUUACAGCCUUGGGCAUUAAGCCAAACACCCAGUACAGUCCCAAGAGCAAGGAUUGCAAGCACUGCGAAAGCUCCAUCACCAAGAAGUGCUCCAACAGUGGUUUCGCUUCUGGCAAGGACUGUUCCUGCUUUGCCGGCUUUACAGGCCGCGACUGCUCAAAGACCACCUGCGAAAACGAUUGUUCUGGUCACGGCAAGUGUACCGGCCCAAAUGUCUGCAAAUGCAAAGACGGAUGGACUGGCCCAGACUGUUCGUUCGUUGCAGUCAAGGCGAAAUACGAAACUGAGGCGAACGGUGGAGACGGCGACGAUCCUGCGAUUUGGAUCCACCCCACUCGAUCAGACCAAAGCAAGAUCAUUACGACCACCAAGUCGCAAGAAGGUGAGGGUUUUGGUGUCUUCGAUCUGCAGGGAAAGCUUCUUCAGCAUUUGACGGCUGAGGAGCCAAACAACGUCGAUGUCAUCUACAACUUCACGCUCGGUACCCGGAAGGUCGAUCUGGCGUUUGCCGCAUGCCGAGGUGACAACACCAUGUGCCUAGUGGAAGUGAACAGCACAGGCUACCUCAGCACCAUUUCUGGUGGUAAACAAUCCUUACCGGAAGACUACGAACCCUACGGCUCGUGUAACUACCGUUCCCAGACCACUGGCAAAGAGUACCUUUUCGUCAACAACAAAGAAGCGCAAUACCUGCAGUACGAACUCACCGCAACCGCGAACGGCACCUUACACACCACGCUCGUCCGCGAGUUCCAAGGUGGCUCAGGCGGCCAAGUCGAAGGCUGCGUUGCCGACGAAGGCGCCGGCUAUCUCUUCAUCGGCGAAGAACCACUCGGCAUCUGGCGCUACGAAGCCGAACCCACUGGCUCGAACACCGGUGUUCAAAUUGCACAAGUAGGCGACGCAAGCGGUCUCCACGCCGACGUCGAGGGCAUCACGCUUGUGCCAGCCAAGUCAGGUCCGGGCGGCUACAUCAUCGUCUCGUCGCAGGGCAUCUCGGCAUAUUUGAUCUACGAGCGCGCGCCACCGCACAAGUACGUAGAGACGUUCACUAUCGUUGAUAGCAAGGCGAAGGGUAUCGACCACGUUAGUAACACGGAUGGGUGUGCUGCUGUGGGCAACGCGCUCAACAAGGACUUUCCAAAUGGGCUGUUUGUCACGCAUGACGAUGCUAAUGAGCUGGCUGAAGGGGGUACUGCGAAAGAGGCGAGCUUCAAGUUGGUUAGUCUGGCGGAUAUACUGGGGAAAGAAAGGGUAGCAAAGUUAGGGUAUUAGAGACGGUACCUUAUACAAGGAGGAAACUGGACAGGUCAUAAGAAUAGAUGAAGAUGAAAACCUGCAAAGCGGGUAACUCAACGUCGAUGUAGCCUCCAGG